This is a messenger RNA of Ricinus communis (castor bean), 2285 nucleotides long. RefSeq lists its product as uncharacterized. The record is from RefSeq and is a predicted model, not a curated record. Gene Ontology annotation, biological process: vegetative to reproductive phase transition of meristem. The transcript is spliced from 10 exons. Bases 310 to 2070 code for a protein of 586 amino acids. NCBI's taxonomy places the organism in Eukaryota, Viridiplantae, Streptophyta, Magnoliopsida, Malpighiales, Euphorbiaceae.
UUCCCGCCAAAAACGUGAUGAAAGGAGUUACUCGAGAGAGUCAUAUAGCUCGCCGUUUCACGGGACUGUCACGCUUCAAAUCCCUCAACUACUCGCCACGUUUAUAACCGGACCACCUCCUUCUGCCACGUAAACCCAUAAUUCUCCGUUAGCAGUAAUGAUUAAAGAUAACAAAACAAGUAUGUCUUUCCUCUUUCACAAUUUGGUGCGUGCAGUUUGCAAAAUUGCCCUUUCUCUCUUUUUUGUUCUAUACUUAAAGUUACUAUAAUCUCUAUAAGUUAUCUCGUAAUCAUUUUCUUAAAAGUGACUAUGAGGGUUCCUGCUGGGUUUCUUGCUUGGCUAUGGAGCUUUCUGUGCUUCUUGCCCUUCUUCUUCUUGCUCCUUCUUCUUGGCCUUGUCAAAGCUACUAUAAUUUGUCCGUUGGUAGUGGGGAUUAUUGUGAUUGGUAAUUCAGCUGUGAUUAUUGGUCUUUGGAUUGCUCAUUUUCUAUGGACUUUCUAUUGUGUUGCAAGAACCAAGAGACUUGGGCUUGUUCUGAAGAUUUUGGUGCUGCUAUUAUUGCCACUGCCUUUGAUCCUCUGGCCAGUUAUUGGAAUUGUUGCAAGUCUUUUGGGUGGAUUUGGAUAUGGGUUCUUUGCUCCUCUUAUUGCUACGUUUGAGGCUGUUGGACAGAAUGUUAGGGAUAAAUGCUACCAUUGUUUUGUUGAUGGUUGUUUAUCCACUAUAAAUGGGAGCUGCACAGUGGUCCGAGAUUUUACUGAUUUUUGCUUCCAUUCUUACUUCUCUUACAUGGAUGAACUUAGUGAGAAAGUGCCAGAAGGUGAAAAACCUAUCGAUAUAAAGUUAUCAAGAUUGCCAAGUUGUUUGUUAGUAAUCCUGAUUGGCGUGCCUGUAGAUGUGCUUAUGAUUACAGCUGUUGCUUUUUGGAAAAGCCCAUUCAUGCUGUUCAAAGGAUGGAAAAGGCUAUUAGAAGAUUUGAUUGGUAGGGAAGGGCCAUUCUUGGAGACGGUAUGUGUUCCAUUUGCUGCCCUUGCCAUCAUCCUUUGGCCUUUGGGUGUUAUAGGAGCUGUGCUAGGGGCAAUCGUAUCCAGCUUCUUUCUGGGUCUUUACAGCGCCGUGAUAGUUCAUCAGGAAGACUCACUCUUCAUGGGACUUGCCUAUGUUGUAGCCGUGGUUUCUCUAUUUGACGAGUAUGUAAACGAUCUACUUUACUUAAGAGAAGGGUCACGACUGCCAAGGCCAAGGUAUAGGAAAAACAUGGGCGACCUGGAUGCAGAUGAAAGCAAAAAUGGUAUCAAGAACAGAAGAGAAAACUCACUGGAAACAAGACUAUCCUCACAAAGAUCAAGAACACUGAAGUUGGCAAUCCAACAAUAUAAACCAGUUCAUGUUUGGGAUUGGUUAUUUAAAUCCUCCGAGGACAAUGGCAGGAUACUUCUUCGCGACAACCUGAUAAAUAUCAAGGACAUAGAGGCAUGCUUAAUGAAGGGCGAUUGUAAGAAGUUAAGCAUCAAACUUCCAGCUCUGUCCUUAGUACAAUGUCUGCUUGCCUCUGCAAAGUCCGACUCAUCUGGGUUGGUGAUCUCUGAUGAUGCAGAAUUGACAAGGAUUAAUGGACCAAGGGAUAAAUUGUUUGAAUGGUUAAUUGGACCGCUGUUGAUCAUGAAAGAACAAAUAAAGCAACUCCAAUUAGAUGAAAACGAAGAAGCCUGCCUGAAAAGGAUUAUUAUGAAGUGCCAAAAUGAAAAGCUUGAAGAUUGGGAUGACUUCGGGUUUCCAUCAAAUGACAACCUCAGAAGAGCACAGUUACAAGGCAUAAUUAGAAGAUUGGAGGGCAUUGUAAGUUCUAUGACCCGCAUACCAACCUUUCGGCGCCGCUUUAUGAAUUUAAUGAAGGUACUGUAUGUAGAGGCAAUUCAGGCUGCUGCUUCCUCUGGUCAUAGUAGAGGAUCAUCAAAAUUCAAACAUGCAGGCAAGAGCUCAAAUGAGAAUGGAAACAGAAAAGGGAGCAGAAAUGAAACUGAAAAUGAAUCACGACUAAAGACAUGUCAGAGUGAGAAUGUAGUGUGAUUAGAAUUCCAUGGAAAUGAGGAACUUUGUGUGUAGGAAGAUGCUAGGCUCUUAGUGCAAGAUACUUUCAACUGUUUGUGUGUUUCUGUAUUGUAUUUCCAUUGGAAUGUUGUAAAUUGAUUUAGAAAAAUUUAUUGUAUAAUGCAAUCAAUUCCAUACGUAUAACACAUGAAAUGGGAAAUUUUCUGUUACUUGCAGAGUAACAUUGGCACUUA